This is a messenger RNA of Schistocerca gregaria, 1844 nucleotides long. Its product is annotated as pre-mRNA-splicing factor 38A-like. Bases 92 to 1648 code for a protein of 518 amino acids. The transcript is spliced from 2 exons. Gene Ontology annotation, cellular component: U4/U6 x U5 tri-snRNP complex; precatalytic spliceosome. The record is from RefSeq and is a predicted model, not a curated record. NCBI's taxonomy places the organism in Eukaryota, Metazoa, Arthropoda, Insecta, Orthoptera, Acrididae. Gene Ontology annotation, biological process: mRNA splicing, via spliceosome.
CUGCGUAAAAUUAUUAGUAUUUAGAGUGAAUUUUUUUUAGAAUGUCUUCGUCGUUUGUAGUUAGAUACAACAAAAUUCACAAUACGGGUGAAUGGCUUACAAGGUUGACCCUGGUGUCAAAAGCGUCCAUGGAACUAACCCACAGAAUCUAAUUGAGCGCAUUGUGAGAGACCGAAUAUUUGCCAGUAAGUAUUGGAAGGAGCAAUGCUUUGGACUGAAUGUUGCUGAUCUUGUUGGCCGCGCUAUGCAACUUAAGUACGCAGGUGGAACAUUUGGUACUCAUCGAUACGUCUCUCCUUUUAUCUGUCUUUUACUCAAACUCCUUAUGAUUCAGCCCCCGGACGACAUCAUACAAGCCUUCAUACAAGAAGAACAUUUUCGUUACGUUCGAAUGCUUGGUGCAUUUUAUCUUCGUCUUACAGGUACAAGUGUCGAAAUUUACAGAUGUCUAGAGCGGCUCUAUCCUGAUAAUCGCAAAUUUAAGUUGCGCCACCUCGAUGGCAGCUUUUCAAUAGAAUAUAUUGAUAAUUUUAUCGAUCAGCUUUUGCACGAAGAAAGGGUUUUCGACACGACGUUGCCGAGGCUUAUGCUUAGACAUGCAUUGGUUGAGAGAAAUUUGCUUCCAAAACAACGUCCAAGCCUCCUGGAUGCGGAAUUGCAGGACUACGGUCAAGACGAUCUUGAAGAAAAAAGCUUUGAUAAAGACGCAUCAGAGGAUUUCGGUCAUUUUUCACCUAAAAAGAGCCUCGGUAGGAGAAAAUUGGACGACCAAUCACCGAGUUCCAGUCCACCCAGGAGGAGAUUAGGCGAUCGGUCGCCGAGUUCCAGUCCACCCAGGAGGAGAUUAGGCGAUCGGUCGCCGAGUUUCAGUCCACCCAGGAGGAGAUUAGGCGAUCGGUCGCCGAGUUCCAGUCCACCCAGGAGGAGAUUAGGCGAUCGGUCGCCGAGUUCCAGUCCACCCAGGAGGAGAUUGGACGAUCGGUCGCCGAGUUCCAGUCCACCCAGGAGGAGAUUGGGUGAUCGGUCGCCGAGUUCCAGUCCACCCAGGAGGAGAUUGGGUGAUCGGUCGCCGAGUUCCAGUCCACCCAGGAGGAGAUUAGACGAUCGGUCGCCGAGUUCCAGUCCACCCAGGAGGAGAUUAGGUGAUCGGUCGCCGAGUUCCAGUCCACCUAGAAGGAGAUUAGACGAUCGGUCGCCAAGUUCCAGUCCGCCCAGAAGGAGAUUGGGCGACCGAUCCGUUAAUCCUAAUUUCCCUCACAAUAAAAGAGCCAAAGCAUCCUAUUCAAAUUCAAGCUCUAAGGCUCAACAAGAUCACUCUUUCAGAAGUAGGCAUUAUUUACCCCCAGAAAGCAUAGAUAACCGCCACAAACGAACCAAGAGGCAAGACCACCAUGACCGCUUUUCUUACACUUCACCAGACAGGUCUGGUUCAGAUGAAUACAAAGAAUUAAAGGCUUUAAGAGCUAGUGGAAAACUCGAUAUUGAUUCAGAAGAAGAGACAAACAAAAAUAAAAGUAAAAAUAUUAAAGACGAACAAUCUCUAGAGGAUCAAUCCACAUCCGAGUCUGGCGGUCCCAGAACUCUAACCCUUGAAGAAACAAAUGAAUUGAGAACUCGUAUAGGUUUAAAACCAUUGGAAAAACUAUAGUUCAGCUCACCAUCUAGGUAGGGUAGUAUUUUCAAGUUAUGUUCUAUAGUAACGAUCAUCACCAAAUGAACUGUAGCUAAAAACAAGUCGCCGAACUAGUGUUGAAACUGUCCUUACGUUGCAGAGAAAAUGUUUUAGAUCUGUUCUACAUUUAUCAUGUUGGCUCCUGAACACUUUCUGCGUGUAGCCACUUGAU